GUUGGAAAGAGCGGACGCGCGUUGCAGGGGGAGGGAUUUCUUUAGUCCCCGCCCCUUGCUCGUGCACGGGGGGGCGGGGUGGCCUCUCCUCUGGGGCCCAUGGAGCUGCCCACCAUCCACAAGUGUCUCCAACUCAAUAAUGAAAACGAACAGCUACUUAGGAAGCUGAAAAGGCUGCGUAGAAAAAAUCAACAGCUAGAAAAUGAUUUGGCUCAGAUCCAGGAGAAACUGCAUCUGGAGCAGUUAAUGCAUGACUAUGUCACAAGCAGAGAUGUUCAGGUUCAAACAGAAUCCCACUUAUGGCACGAGGGAGAUGGCAGUCACAACAAGGAAAUGAAAGUAGCAAGCAAAAGUGCUAGAAUACUUCAGAUGUAUAAUAACCUGCAGAAACAUUAUGACAGAGAAAUCAAAAUAAACCAGGAACAAAGUGAAACAAUUAAAAAUCUCACUAUUAAAAUUCAUGAGCUAGAGCAUCAACUUCAACUACAAAAGCAAAGAAUUGAGCAGCUGGAAUGUAAAAAGGUCUCCCAGAAGGACAGCACUGUUUCUGGAGUAAGGACUCCAACAGCAGAGAGAGAAGUAACAUUUUCUCAUAGAUGCAUAUGUAAAAAGAAGGAAGCCUGUUCUUGCAAAUAUUUAGAGCUAUUGCUGCUUGAGAUUCAAAAGCUGAAGAAAAAAAAUGAGAAGUUGUCUAGAGAAAGGAGAAUGCAAAGAAAUGAAUUACCUGGAUUAGACAAGAUGACUACAAGAUGUGUGUGGCAGGUUACAAAACCAACAUUGACUCCCUUCUCCAAAGCACUUAGUCAAAGUAAAAACAAGAGAAGAACACAGUAAAAUCUGGAGGCAUCUUUAUCAUGUAGUCUCUUUUGAAAGUAAUAGAUUCUGUGUCAUCUUUCAAGCUAGUGUAAUCUGGGUGAUUACAUUCUGCCUACUAUUGCUAAACUUCCUCUGUAAGUGAUUGGGAUAUGCUAUUCUUUUUCUGUCCUAAACUCAAUCUUUCAGAUUGCCUGUGCAAGUCAUUGCCUUGAUUCCUCCAUUACUGAAAUCCGUAUCCAUACCUUAGUCUCCUCUCUCCUUGACUAUUGCAGUUCCAGUCUUUAUGGACUCACUCCUAACUCUCAGCUCUCCAGACUCCAUGAUGUGUGGAAUUCUGCUGUCUGGCUUUUGCAAAUACAGGGAAAUGUAACUACAUUUCCAUUAUCAGACGCCUCUUUUGGCUCCUGAUUCACUUUGAGAUCCCAUUGAAACCCCUUUGGUUUUUAAAAUUUUCACUGAUUUGUUCCCUGUGUCUUUGUGGACUUUGUUUUCUCUCUUGAAUCCAUUUUACUAUCUCUGUCCACACCACUGGGUUUGUGUGACUACCUUUCCUUCUUGCCAUUUAGAACUACCUUUUUGUCUUUCUGCAACAUUAUCUCUUCUCUCCUUUCCUUCUCUCUUAAUUUCUCUUGCUGCUAUCGUAUUUUUUACUUUAAUUUUAUUAUUUGUCUGUAAAAUAUUUUGAAACUGUUUGUAUGAAAGAUGCGAUAUGUAUACAAAUUGUAGGCUGUUGUGCAGUAUUGCAGUUAACUGUCACAUCUCAGUUCAGAUGUGGUUGCAGCCUCACUGGUGACCAAAGUGAUUCCUAUGUGUAUAAUUUGAAGAGUACUCUGAGGGUACGUCUACGCAGCCCACAGCAGUGAGUGUCAGAGCCCGAGUUGAUAAACUUGAUGUCGCUAUGUAGAUGGUUGUGUAGAUGUUCCGGCUCCGGCUCUGAAGCCCACCUCCCUCACCAGGCUUCAGAGCCUGAGCUCUGGCCCCAGCUGCAAUGUUUAUGCAGCAGUUUUUAGCAUGUUAGUGGAAGUUUGAGUCUAUCGACUCGGGCUGUGAGACUCGCUGUGUCUGUAGGCUGAAGAAGGGGAAAAUUUUGAUGUAUGACCAUAACCUUCCAAUGGCUAAUGGGAAAUGUAACGA
This is a messenger RNA of Trachemys scripta elegans, 1950 nucleotides long. RefSeq names its product centrosomal protein of 290 kDa-like. Bases 100 to 834 code for a protein of 244 amino acids. The transcript has 7 exons. The record is from RefSeq and is a predicted model, not a curated record. Lineage: Eukaryota; Metazoa; Chordata; Testudines; Emydidae.